Molecule: messenger RNA, 2793 nt
Organism: Closterium sp. Yama58-4
Lineage: Eukaryota; Viridiplantae; Streptophyta; Zygnematophyceae; Desmidiales; Closteriaceae
Source: the annotation of a GenBank genome assembly
AUGGAGGCCGAGCGGCCAACAGGUGAAGAGGAGAGGCUUGAUAAGAUGGGUACCGGAGGCGACGCGUGCGAGGUGCAGGAGGAAGCGGGUGUUGAAGAAGCGGGCGAAGACGACGGAGGGGGUGGAGGCAAGAAGACGGGCUCGCUGGCUCCGUCUCUCCUCGCGCUUCACCCUUCAGGCUCGCCUGUCUUCGCCACCGCGGGUGCCGCUGUCCGAGGCUUCGAUAUUAGUUCGGGAUCUGCAGUCUCGUUCAAGAGCAGCGACGGUUCGGAGCGGGCAGUGGCUCAUACCGACGCCGUGCGAGCCAUCUGCGUGGACCCCACCGGCCGUGUCAUGGCGACGGCGGGCGACGACAAGAUCGUCAAUCUCUGGGUCAGGGAGGAGCAGUCUCCGUCAAACAGCUGGAUAUGCUGCCAUAAAGAGAAAGUGUCCAAGCGAGUGAGCGCCAUGGGGUUCAGCAGCGACGGUUGCUGGCUGCUCUUCGCCGACAAGUUCGGCGUCGUUCACGCUCUCGCCGUGCCGUCGCACACCGACCUCGCUGCGCAGAACGGAGAAGGAGGCGAAGGCAAGCGAGCGGUGGAGACCGCGAAGCAGCUGCUGGGCCACUGCUGCAGCAUCAUCACCUGCCUCGCGGUGUCGCACGGCAAUCGCUUCAUCGCUACCGGCGAUCGGGACGGAAAGAUUCGUGUGUCGGUAUUUCCGGACCAUCCUCUAGAAGGCGCGCAUGAGAUCCAGAGCUUCUGCCUCGGACAUACAGGUUUCCUGACAGCACUAACCUUUGUUUGCGAGCCUGCGCGAGCCAAGCACUGCGAAACUGAUGGCGCCGUUGCUGCCGCCGAUGGGUCGCAACAGCUGCUUCUUUCCGCCGCGGCUGACGGAACGGUGCGCCUGUGGGAUCCGUCAGACGGCCGCUGCCUCCAGGUGCUGCGUAUGCCGCCUCCGCCCACGCCUGCGCAGGCGGAAGGGCCGUCCCCCAUGGCGGUCGACUCCGCGGGUGCGCGCGGAGAACAAGCGGAAGCAGAGGCGGGAGGCACGGCGGAGACCGAGGGUGUAGCAAAUCCUGAAGAAGACGCGGGAGGGAGCAGGGGUGGGAAGGCAGGAUCAACAGCGGAUGGUUCGUCGCUGGUAGCAGUGGCGGUCGAUCCAAGUGGCUGUUUGGUCGCUGGAGCUGUUGCUGGCUCGCCACGCGUUUGUCUGCUCCGCUUCGACUCUGCCGCGCGCACACUUCAACUCGCUCAGUGCAUUACGCUCAACUAUGGAGUACCAGCCACCAGCCUUGCCUUCGCUCCGGAUGGCAAGAUCUGGACUGUAGCAGGAGCUGCAGAGUCGCUUCCGAGCGAGGACAAGGAGCAAUCGGUAAAGAUCACCAAGAACAGCACCAGCAAGAGCAGCAAGAGCAGCCAGCCAUGGAUGUCAGAAUCCACGGAUGGGACUGGCGGGGAACAAUCCAUCCUAGCGUCCAACCUGCGUCGCUUCACGUACAAGGAGCUGCAGGCCGCCACCAACCGGUUCCGCGAUGAGAGCGUGCUGGGCGCGGGCAGCUUCGGCAAGGUGUACCGCGGAGCCAUGGAGGAGUGGAUGGGCGAGCUGCCCAAAGGGGAGAAGCGGCCGCUUGCCAUUAAGAUGCUGGACGAAGAGAGCUUUCAGGGCUUCGGCGAGUGGAUGGCGGAGGUGCUACUGCUGGGGCGGCUGCAGCACCCGAACCUGGUGCGGCUGCUGGGGUACAGCACGGACAGGGACGAGGCAGUGCUGGUGUACGAGCUGCUGGAGAACGGCAGCCUCGACUCGUGGCUCUUCCCAGACGACCACACGGGAGUGUACAAGCACCGCCCGCUCACCUGGGAGGAGCGUGUGCGGAUAGCGCUGGACGCCACGCAGGGCCUGGCGUAUCUGCACUCAGAGAACGUGAUUCACCGCGACUUCAAGUCCUGCAACGUGCUGCUCGAUAAGGACAUGCGGGCGAAGCUGACGGAUUUUGGCAUGGCAACGAUGGGGCCGGAGUCAGGGCAGACACACAUCUCCACGCGUGUCAUGGGCACCAUGGGGUACCUCGACCCCAAGUACCUCGAAACAGGUCAUCUCACCCCAAAGAGUGACAUCUACGCUCUCGGAGUGGUCUAUUUCGAGCUCCUCACUGGCCGGCCUCCUUCGUCUGGAGGUGAAACUGAGGACUGCAAGCUGACGACAUGGGUGCGCGCGCAUGUGGCACAGCGCCGCCCGAAUCUCGAGGCAGUCAUGGACGAGCGGCUAGAGGACAAAUAUUCCCGCGUGGGUGCGCAGAAACUGCUCGUUCUCGCGAAGCACUGUAUCAACGAGGAUCCGGCCGGGCGACCACAGAUGGAGAAUCUAAUCAAGACUCUGCAGCAGCUGAUGACGCUGCCUGUUGGGGACGAGGGGAAUGUCCCCACGAUCCUUCCGCUGCCUUUCCCCCACUCCACCACAACAGCUUCCCCCCUCAUCCUCCUCUCCUUCCGUCGCUCCCCCCGCACGCGCACCAUCUCCCGCUUUCCCACUAUCAGCUCCCCCAUCUCCCCUCGCUCCCCAUGUCCGCGCCUUUUCCGCCUCAUUUUGCGCCCGCGGGGGAACUUUUCCCUCACCCGCACGCGCACUUGGCGCAUCUCCCGUUUCCCCACUAUCCGUACAUUUCCCCCUUGCACCACGCGGGAUAUGCGGUCGCGGCUCACGGCAAUCUCGACGGAAUCGCGGUCGGGCACUCCGGCGCGAUUACCGGCGGACUCUCCAGCACAAUUCCUGGCGCAAUUCCCGCGCUCCCCCGGGGAACGCCUCCGAUAA